UUCGAGCAAAUUUACAUUUAAAACAUCGGGUUAUGCUUCGGGAAAUAUUUCCACCCUUUGCAAAUUUCCGGGGAAGCGCGCUAUUUUGCCUUUUCAUGGCGACCCACAGUUACGAUACAGUGAGAGAGCGGUUUGGACAUCCAUGGCCUGAACUCAACGACGGGAUAGUCUACUCUGAUACUAUCAAGUCCAACAACCCUGCUGCUCUGACUCUCAUCGGCUUCUACUCUUCAAAGUACAUUGAUUCAGCUCCAUUGGAAGGAUGGCUCCAGCGGAUACGCAACGAACAGAUUAAGAUUGAUAACAAAGUUGUGACGAACCCAGACACACUUCUCAGCAUUGGGUCCAAUUUGCUAUAUCACCGUAUUCCUUGGAAAGAACUUGAUGCACCCUAUAUGCUGGAUGUGCUCUUCGAAGAUUCUGAUAUGGUUGCUGUAAAUAAGCCAUCAGGUUUGCAAGUUCUUCCUGGAGGACUUUUCCAACAGAGAACAGUAUUAUCACAACUUCAAUGGCGAACUUAUGGACCAUAUUGUUCCUCACAAACACUUAGGUUAACUUCCUCUUCUCAAGUAACUCAUCCCAUUCCCGUUCAUCGUUUGGGAAGGGGAACAUCUGGCAUACUGCUCUGUGCGAAAACAGUGCAUGCAAAAGUUCAUCUAGCUGCUUGUUUUGCUGAUGCCACUUCACUUGCUACAAAAAAUAGACAGAGCAGUGAAGAGCUUCAUAUAAGAAGAAUUUCAAAAACAUAUCGAGCACUAGCCACUGGGAUUCUAGAGAAGGAUGAGGUCCUGGUGAAGCAGCCAAUUGGAUUAAUGAGAUAUUCUGGAGUUGCAAGUGGAAUUUAUGUGGCUUCUUCAUCAGGCAAACCUGCUGAAAGUAGAGUGAAGGUUCUUCAGCGUGAUUUUCGAAUGAACUGCACAUUGGUUCAGGUUGAGAUAUAUACAGGACGCCCACACCAAAUUCGCAUUCAUCUUUCAUUCAUUGGACACCCCCUUUUAGGGGAUCCCCUUUAUAUAAGCAGUGGAGGUCCAAAGUGCUUUGAGUCUGAAUCGAGUGUGGACAUUAUUGGUUUCAAGGGAUUUGCACAAGACGGUGGACAUUUGCGGCCAUCAAAACCUGUUCCUGGUGAUUGUGGUUAUCACUUGCAUGCACACCAGCUGGUACUCUACCACCCAACCGCAUAUGAGAAUGGUGUACAGGUAAUAGAAAUUAUUGCGCCACUCCCACGUAUCCUCCAAAGUGAAGAAGAGCGUGAUCAGUAUACAGAGACACUGAUGGAAAUUCAGACAACUGAUGCUUCUAAUUCUCUUUAACGUGAUGUUGUAUUCAGAGAAGGUUGGCAAAUCUGCAAGCGAUAACUCAAUAUCCUACUCCAAUGAUAACCAACAUUUCUCCUGCAAAAAAGAAAAGAUAUGUUGCUCCUCCUAUUGUGGCUUGAAAAUUUCAAGAGAACCACAUUCUAAUAUCUUACUCUUUUAUGACCAUCGUAUUGUUAUAUUCUUUAUCUUGAACAUCUUUACUGGUCUUUAGUCAAUGAGUUAUUUAAUAGAUAGUUUCUCCUGCUCUUUAAUGCAAUGAUACAUACUGGACACUCAAAUGGAUUGUAGCAACCAUGCUUCGUCCUGUCCUUCAUACUGAAGUUCUACAUGUUUCAUUUAUCCUUCCAUGGCAACAUUUGCCUGUUGUCUACUUGUUGAAUUUUGACGACAAUUUAUGAGAUUACAUACUGUGAGUAAUCCAGUUAUCUAGA
This is a messenger RNA of Amborella trichopoda, 1750 nucleotides long. Its product is annotated as Pseudouridine synthase family protein. Gene Ontology annotation, molecular function: pseudouridine synthase activity; RNA binding. Gene Ontology annotation, biological process: enzyme-directed rRNA pseudouridine synthesis. Lineage: Eukaryota; Viridiplantae; Streptophyta; Magnoliopsida; Amborellales; Amborellaceae. The record is from RefSeq and is a predicted model, not a curated record.